UUGUUGUGUACGUGUGCGCGCACUUGUGAAUGUGCCUGCUGGUGCGGGAGCGCGCCUGUAGGAUCUGCAUGGAGAGAAGCGGCAGCAGCGCGGUGACGGUCACGUGACGGAGUCUGCUGCUGGCUGAGUGAAGCGUGUUAGCAGAUUUUUCUGUUUUGUACAUACAUUGUUUUGUAUAUACUGUAUAUGAUGACCUCGGUGGGCAUCGAACGAGCCCGGGGCACUCGGGACAAAGCGCUGCCCACUACCACACAGACCACACAACCACAGAAACAGCUUCAGGCUACAGCUGAGCAGAUCCGACUGGCCCAGAUGAUCUACGACAAGAACGAUGCGGAUUUUGAGGAUAAAGUGAAACAGCUCAUAGAGGUUACAGGGAAGAACCAAGACGAUUGCAUGGUUGCUCUCCACGACUGCAACGAGGAUGUCAACAGAGCCAUCAACUUUCUGCUUGAGGGAACCUCUGAUGCGACCUCUUGGGAAACGGUGGGGAAAAAGAAGAGUCUUGGGAAGGAUGGCACCUCCACUGAGAGUAAGGAGAACAAGGAGAACAGGGAGAAGAAAGAGAGGGAAAGCAGCAAGGGUCGUGGUGGAGCGAGUCGCCGUGGCAGAGGGACCAGUCGCAACAGGCCAGCAAGGACAGAGGAGAAUGGUGUGGACCCUGCUCCUGUUGAGAGAGGUGCUGAUCGUGGCCGCAGGGGCCGAGGGAGAGUGUCUGGAGGUGGAGGUAGAGGCAGAGGUCGGGCUCCGGUUACCAGCAGGUUUACAGCACAGGGGAUGGGGACCUUUAACCCUGCAGACUACACCACAGACAGCGGGACAUCAAACUCGCAUGCUGAUGUUUGGGAGACAGGGGCCAAUGACACUACAGAUGGGACAGUGGCAUGGCAGAACACUCUGGACGAGUGGGCAGCUGAAGACUGGAGUGAAGAUGUGAGUCUCUCUGAGACCAAAGUGUUCACAUCCUCUUGUGCACCUCCAACUGAGAACCACAUCACACCUGGCCAGAGUCUGGAUCUAUCAUCACUGCUGCAGAAGCCCGUUGAUCGAGAAGAGGCAGGGGGUCUGAAGGCCGUGGGUUCCUCUCAGGGGCUCGGCCACAGUCUGGUCUUCACCAACUCCCACCACCAGCCUGCUCGAAACGGAGGCACUUCUGCUGGCUCCAACAGCUACACACACGCCACUCUGUCCUCUGUUUUGGGUUCUGGUUUUGGAGAGCUGGGUGGUCCAAAACUUGGGCAGACGGCCGGGCAGCAAAUACUGGAACAGCUGAAGGGGCCUGGUCUUGGGCAGCUUACCUCCCAGCCCUCCAGCACAGGGACCAACUGCACCCCUGUGGGGGGGCUGGUGGGGACGGGGAUUUCUGUGCCCUCCUCCUCCUGGGACAUCAAACCUCCUGGAACACAGAGCUCUGCUUCACUCCCAUCCCAAUUCAGUCGGGAGUUUCAGAUGCAGCCAGAGCCAUCUUUGGUGCUAAGCCAACUUGCCCAGCGACAGCAGGGCUCCCUGACCCACACGGGGCCUCUAGCCAGGCAGCCCAGCCCUCCCCCACUGAGCGCCCCUUCGCCUGCCCCGGGAACACUGGAAGCCUUUCCUAAAGCGCCGGAACCAUCACAGCACCGUGACGGGCCCUCGAUGGCCCCCUCACAGGCUGCAGACUCUCAGGGCAGCAGCACACAGCAGCGACAGAUAAAGACACAAAAGCGACGGAUACCUCCCACUUCCAAGAUUCCUGCAUCUGCUGUAGAGAUGCCUGGGUCAGCAGAUGUGUCCGGUCUAAAUGUGCAGUUUGGUGCCCUGGACUUUGGUUCAGAAUCUGCCCUGCCAGACUUCGGCCAGUCAGAGAACUGCAACAGUGAACCCAUAAGGGAGGCUGCAGUGGUUCCUCAGUCACAGAGCAGCCUUUACUCUAAACCAAUCAGUGAGUCUCUGACCAGUCCGGUCCCUUUGCUGCUGCCUCUGGCCUCUUCUGACAGCAUCUACCCCUCUCCCUCGGUACCUCUCCCCAGCCUUGCCCCCUCCCACAACACCCCCAGCUCAGUGACAGCCCCCUCGUCCUCCUCAUCUUCCUCCUCCGCUGCAUCAUCGGCGGGUAACAGCUUUGACUGCGGUGUGGCCCCUCACUCAAGACUGACCUUUUCUCAGAGCAAGGAGCCUUCUGGACCUGUGACGAACGGUUUCAAUGGUGCGAGGACCUCUGCUGCUUUAGACACCACAUCGAGUUCCUCCACUCCAAAACAAGAGUCUCCCUCUCUGGGCAGCAGCACAAGUGUUGCCCCCUCUGCCCCAUCCUCACUGUUGCCCCCUUCUGUUACACCACACAGCUCUGUUCUGCCCAGCCUGGCAUCUGAGCUGUCCUCUGCCAGCUUAACUCCCCUCAGCAGUCAUGUGAACAGUGGCCAUCCCUCUGUGUCGGCACUUUGCACCACAUCUUCACUUACAUAUACCAGUGUGGACAGCAUGAACUCUCUCGCCUCCUCAUCGAUGGCAUUUUCCUCCCCGCCUGUGUCCGCUCUGUCCAGCAGCAGCGUGAGCAGUGCAACGAGUGGCGGCAACAGUCUGCACGGGUCUGCGUUGGGUCACGGCACCAAUGGUAGCACACCUUCCGGUAUCAGGGCUGCCCCGCUACUGUCUUCCUCCAGCGGUAAAGCUCCUCCUAAUCUCUCUCAGGGGGUUCCUCCACUGCUGCCUAACCAGUACAUCAUGGGACCCGGAGGUCUGCUGCCUGCCUAUCCGCAGAUUUAUGGCUAUGAGGACCUCCACAUGCUCCAAUCCAGACUACCAAUGGAUUACUAUGGAAUCACAUUCCCAGGGCCGACUGCUACGCUGUCUGGCAGAGAUGGGAGCCUCGCCAACAACCCUUACUCAGGUGACAUCACAAAGUUUGGCAGAGGUGAAUCCACCUCACCAGCACCCUCUACCAGCCUGUCUGCUGCUCACGCCCCACAGACGGCGCAGCCUCUACAGGCUCAGAGCCAAGGCCAGAGCCAGCCCCAGCCGCAGGGCCACCACAACACCCAACAGACCUUCCUAAACCCAGCCCUGCCCCCUGGAUACAGCUAUACGGGCCUUCCCUACUACCCCGGGGUGCCUGGUGUGCCCAGCGCAUUCCAGUAUGGCCCCACCAUGUUCGUGCCCCCUGCCUCGGCCAAACAGCAUGGCAUGGGGCUGAGCAACCCCACAACGCCAUUCCAGCAGCCCAGUGGCUACAGCCAGCACGCCUUUAGCUCAGGGUAUGAUGACCUGACACAAGGCCCAGCAGGAACUGAGUACAACAAAGGCUACAGUAACUCUUCUCAAACACAGGCCAAAUCUGCUGCCUCUGGCCCAGGGAAAGGUGUCUCUGUGACAUCUAGCAAUUCUGGGGUGCCAGACAUCAGUGGAACUGUUUACAAUAAAACACAGCCGUUUGAUAAGCAGGGUUUCCAUGCUGGCACACCUCCUCCUUUCAACCUCCCCUCGGCUCUGGGCGGCACGGGACCUUUGACCCCUGGUGCUGCCCCUGGUUAUGCUCCUGCUCCAUUCCUUCACAUUCUGCCGGCCCACCAGCAGCCCCACUCACAGCUGCUCCAUCAUCACCUCACCCAGGAUGGACAGGGUGGGCCAAACCAGAGAAGCCAGUCCAGCACCAUGCAGCAGAAGACCCAGGUCAACAAGUCCAACUAUGGCAGCUCUCCCUACUGGGGCAACUGAGCACAGUCCACAGCGCAGGUGCCGUCCCGUACCCGACGACACGCUGAUCAGAGCAGAGGGACACCGUACACACACUACCAUCAUCAUCCUCAUCCUCCUCCCACGUUCUCAUCUCCCCUUUUCAAAGUUUUGGCUGUUGUAUGUAAAGUAUAUUUAUGUAUGUAUUUAUACAGUAUAUAUGUAUUGGUAGGAUAUGAAAUGUGGUUUUUCUGCAUUUUGAUUUUGAAGGAUGUUUUUUUUUUUUUUAAUUCAUUGCUAACUGGCUAAGAGGAUAUGAUGACAGAGAAGUGAUGAGAACAUAACAGAAGAGUGAAUAUACUUGAAGCAGAGCAGGCAUCAUGAUUCAAACAUGGGAGUUUUAAUUUGUAUACAUACCCCUGAUAAUGUAUGUACAUUACUGCUAAGCUUGAUCACUUGAUGGUGAAGCCUUUUUUUAACUUUUGUAUUUUGCUCCUCUCCCACCCCUUCACCUGUGAACUUUUUUUCUAUUGAGGGGGAUUUUUAAUUUCAGUGCUUAAUUUUGUUCCCUCUGCCCUUCAUUUGUGAAAUUCCACCCACCCACCAAAUUGGCUAAAUGGUAGCAUUUUAGAUCCGAUUUUGUUUUAACAUUGGUUUUACCCUUGUUGUCAAAAUAAAACUGUCCAGUUUA
Molecule: messenger RNA, 4342 nt
Organism: Ctenopharyngodon idella (grass carp)
Lineage: Eukaryota; Metazoa; Chordata; Actinopteri; Cypriniformes; Xenocyprididae
Product: ubiquitin-associated protein 2-like
Exons: 27
Coding region: 187-3693 (1168 amino acids)
Cellular component (GO): nucleus; cytoplasm
Molecular function (GO): protein binding
Source: RefSeq, a predicted model, not a curated record